Hordeum vulgare subsp. vulgare (domesticated barley) is the source of this 1122-nucleotide messenger RNA. RefSeq lists its product as uncharacterized. The record is from RefSeq and is a predicted model, not a curated record. NCBI's taxonomy places the organism in Eukaryota, Viridiplantae, Streptophyta, Magnoliopsida, Poales, Poaceae. Bases 1 to 1047 code for a protein of 348 amino acids. The transcript has 3 exons.
AUGGAGAGGAAGCAGAAGCAGAAGCAGCAGCAGUUUGUUGUGGAUGUGGAGCAGGGCGCUGGCCAGAAUAAAACAAAAUCCCUCAAAGAGCGCAUGGAUACCGAGCUGCGACUUUUUUCCAGCCACCGUGGCUACUGGGAAGAUUCAAACAGCAGCAAGACCGGACAAUGCGGCCGGUUCCAAGAUACAACCACUUUGAGUCCUAUGCAGUUUACACACUACACACCCGGUAUUAUCCCGCCCCCUGCUGCUGUCAUUGGGACAACCGUGCAGAUCUACUCCUUCAAAAUUACUCGACUGCACAAUGACCUCAAGUGGCCACUCUAUGUGUACGGCGUGGUCGCUGCCCGGGACACCGUGGACCGCAACCGCAACAUUCUCUUUCGUCGGUCAAGCGUUAGGUGCCAAGAACUCACUGAAAAUGACUCUUCCCUAUGCUUGACAGGCCCUUCUCGUGCAAUUCUAGCCGAGGAUCCUGUUGACUUUGAAGUCGAACUGAAAAUUAAUGAGGGAGGUGAUGAGAUAAAUGACAGAGUAUUGAUCAGUGUUGGCAGGCCUUACGACGGUGCAGAGCAACCUUUAUACUUCCAUGGCUCCUUGUGUAGUGCAGAGCUGAGCCUUGGGCGACUUGCUGCAACGGUCCAGGCAACUAUCGUGGGGGUUCGUGUUGGUAAAGGGAGGUGGCCUUUUGAAUCCGGAGGCCGAGUUAUUUGCUCCUUGUAUUCUGCAGAGGCUGAUGAUCUCCCAUGUGGUGAAGUUGUUUUGCUUGAUUCCGCUGAAAAAAUUCCCGAAGAUGGUUUAGAUGAGUACAUUUCUCUUUCAAGGAGUGUUGUAUCAGUACCAUUGCAAGGACGGCUGAAAGUGGGCAUACAAGCAUACGGGGGAUCUGAUCCUCGAGUCGAUGUUGACUUCCAUCCCCAGGAUUGCAACGUAAGUAUGGGUAGUUGUUUUGUCUGUGGUAUUAAGGUGGAAAUCACGGUUUCUUGGUCCCGACUUGUCCGGGACAAGAUGGAUCUGUUAAUUGAGGGAUAUUCUACCCAGGUGUAGUGUUCUGUCUUGCCCUUCUAAUAUGUUUGCUAGUGGUAUGUUAUUUGUAUGUGAGCCAGUUAUGCAAGCAAUGAU